This is a messenger RNA of Triticum dicoccoides, 1079 nucleotides long. RefSeq names its product calcium-binding protein KIC-like. The coding region runs from base 266 to 646 and encodes 126 amino acids. NCBI's taxonomy places the organism in Eukaryota, Viridiplantae, Streptophyta, Magnoliopsida, Poales, Poaceae. Gene Ontology annotation, molecular function: calcium ion binding. The record is from RefSeq and is a predicted model, not a curated record. The transcript has a single exon.
CGGGUGCCGUCCGGCCGUCCAGAUAUCUCCCCCUCCCCACCCGCGCAGCUUCCCGGAAGCUUCUCCCCCGAGAUCGACAUGGGGUCGCCGUCAUCAUCCUCUCGAUCGUACCGUCCUAUCCAUCAUGAUCAUCCGUCCUCACCUCCCCCUCCCUCCCCGCUUUAUACAAGAGGCCAGCCAGCGCUCGGCUUCUUGCGCCCCGUCGAUACAGAAACAACGACAGCGGCGACAGCUCUUCAUCGCUUGAUUUCUUGAUCGUCGGAGCAUGGCGGACGAGGGCGCGGGGGCGUACGAGGACCUGCUGCCGGUGAUGGCGGGGCGGCUGGGCACGGCGGGGCUGCUGUCGGAGCUGCGGGCGGGGUUCCGGCUGCUGGCGGACCCGGCGCGGGGCGCCAUCACGGCCGAGAGCCUGCGGCGGAGCGCGGGGGCCGUGCUGGGCGUGGAGGGGAUGACGGCGGAGGAGGCGCGGGCGAUGGUGGGCGAGGGCGACCACGACGGCGACGGCGCGCUCAGCGAGCAGGAGUUCUGCGUGCUCAUGGUGCGGCUCAGCCCCGGCAUCAUGGCCGACGCCGAGGGCUGGCUCGAGGAGGCCAUCGCCGACGAGCUGCUCCCGCCGCCGCCGCCGCCGCCCGCGCCGGCCGCCUGAGCCGUCACCUGCAUAGCUAGCCAUCUUGAUUGUUAUGUACUACUACUUGCGUCGCUACUGACUGUAUGUUUGUUGUAUCGCCGCCGUGUAGUCGCCGUUGUUGUUUGAGUGUUCGUACGUACUUACAUGGUGAUGCUCUUUGAGGCUUCGAGCAUUGCUUUAUUGGUUAAUUUAGCUCGUGCAUGGACUUUUUAGUUCAGCCCGCGCUCCUGGCUCGAUCGUGGUCACAUUUUUCUACCUUCGACCUUCGUUUCUGAAUAUUCCAAUAUGGACCCGAAGCAUGCCAAGUUGUUUGGUUCGAGACAGUGGUUGAUAUCAUACGGGAGCGUGUGUGUGAUCUUUUUCAGGGAAGUUGAUCGAGAUGUUGCCUCUGUUCAUGUAUGAUGUAACAGAGGAAUCUGCUUCUAUGUAGUAUAUAUUUGUUUUUGUUUUC